ACCCACCCCAACCUGAAAUUUUGGGAUUUUUGGGAGGAAGUACAUUUCUGUAUUCAAAAGCUAUCUAUACGAACUACUGAGCACGGAGUGGAUAGCUAGGGUUUCCUCACUCAUACAGUCAUCCGGAGUACCAUAAAGACGAACAACAUUUAGGCUUUACUCUUCUCCUAAAAUCCGAGAGGUGAAUCGGCGAAGCUAACCGGCAGAAUGGAUAAGAGCAUGCUUAGCGAUCUGGACAAUCUUCCCGAGGAAGAUAAGGCUCGUAUGUCUACCAUGAUGAAUGUACUCCAAAUCCGGGACAGCCUGCGGAUGUACAACAAUCUGGUGGAGAGAUGCUUUACUGAUUGUGUUGAUACGUUCCGUCGCAAAACUUUGGACAAACAGGAGGAGACAUGUGUGCGCCGAUGUGCGGAAAAGUUCAUGAAGCAUUCAAUGCGUGUUGGGCUGAGAUUUGCCGAGCUCAAUCAAGGUGCAGCUACACAAGAUUGAAUGAUUGCUUGUCCCUAGUUCUAUAUUCGGAUUUUCCUUUGUUUUGAAGAGACAUUUGUUCCUUACUAUGAUUUUGGAUUGUAGACGUCAUAUUUCAGUUGCUUUGAAAUCCGUAUGUGAUAUGCGCCAAAGAACGAAAGCUUGCUUUUGUGCCAGCUCCCGCCUCUGUAUUCUUUGAAGGAAGUUUAUGAUUUUGUUAUUUUUGGGGUGUUCAGUUAUAGGAAAAUUACUAAGAACAUAAAGAAUGUUAGCACUUGGGUUUAAAUCCUCACUAUUAAGGACUAAGUGUUUAGUAUUUUGGUGCACUUAAUAAUUACUCUCAGUUGUA
Messenger RNA from Cuscuta campestris, 817 nucleotides. The record is from the annotation of a GenBank genome assembly. NCBI's taxonomy places the organism in Eukaryota, Viridiplantae, Streptophyta, Magnoliopsida, Solanales, Convolvulaceae.